Sorghum bicolor (sorghum) is the source of this 1808-nucleotide messenger RNA. RefSeq lists its product as uncharacterized. NCBI's taxonomy places the organism in Eukaryota, Viridiplantae, Streptophyta, Magnoliopsida, Poales, Poaceae. The record is from RefSeq and is a predicted model, not a curated record. Bases 285 to 1595 code for a protein of 436 amino acids. The transcript is spliced from 2 exons. Gene Ontology annotation, molecular function: protein binding.
UAUCUCCUAUAACAAUCAUGUCAGAGACGGCUGUCAGUUGCAACGAAAAAUCGAUGCCACUCCAUCUCCGAGCCCGAGGUCCAAUGCUACAAAGACGUGAGAGCCAAGUUUGAGUGGGGCACGGACGCACGGCCGAACUCUGAAGUCUGAACCAAGGCCAUCGUGCCGUCGCGCUCGGCUUCGUUCAUCCCUGCCUCCUCCUCGUGCCCGGGCCGUCGUCCAUUCCGAUCCGGAUUCUGUGUUUGACGACCCAGGUACUCGGCCAGCAUCUCACAUCGUCGACAAUGUCUCCGGCUUCGAUCGCGGCCACCGCCCCGCCGUGGGCCGACCUCCUGCCGGAGCUGUGCCACCUCGUCACGGAGCGUCUCGACCCCAUCAGCAUCCUCCGCUUCCCGGCCGUUUGCAGGGGCUGGUCCGCGGCCUGCGAGGAGAAUCCUCGCCUGCGGCCGGGCGCGCCCGCGCUGCUCACGUCCGGCUUGGACACCGACGGCUGCGAGAUCGAGUCCAACGUUGACGCGGGCGCAUUCGGCCUCCACGACGUGUCUGGUGCCGACGCCGGCGGCAAGUCCUUCCUCGGUGAGGCCGAGGGGCUGAAAGGCCGGACCUGGGUCGGCGGCAAGGACGGGUGGCUGGUGACCACGGACUGCGGCUGCGACGUCGAGCUCCUGAACCCCGUCACUGGCGCCCGGGUUCGCCUGCCGUCCUUCGCCACCAUCCGGGGAGUCGAGGUGCCGGGCUACCUCCACGUCCGCACCACCAGAGGUGGUCACUGCCACAAGAUCCUCAAGGUCGCGCUGUGCCGGACGCCGGCGCACCCGGACGGCCACCUCGCCGUUGCUCUGUUCUCUCAAGGUCUGCUAGCGUUCACGGCGGCCGGCGCCGGAGACAAAGGAGAGUACCGGUGGACGGCAUUGAAGAACCCCACGUCCGCCUCGCGUUCAGAUGUCUCGUACAUGGACGCCAUCGUCCUCGACGGGAAGCUGUUCGCCGUGAACGAGGUCGGCCGCAUCUACUCCUGGGACAUGGACGGUGGAGCCACGACGGAGCCCGCGGUGGUGAAGGGACCGGAGAUUGAUGAGAGCAGCGGCCAUGACAAUGACCAUGACCGUUGCGGGUUCUACCUGGCCGCCGCUUCCGGCGGCGGCGGCGGCCAAGAGCGGCUUCUGCUGAUCUACGUACAUGGCUACGACGUCGCCGACAUGUACAAGUACCGGGGCAGGUGCUGGGACAGUCGCGUGUGGAGUAGGCUGGUGUUCGACGACAGGAGGAGCUUCCUCGAGCUCGGCAUGUCGCUCCACGAGCUCGACGCCGGCAGCGGCACGUGGCGGCGCGUCGCGGACCUCGGGGGAGAUCGCGCGCUCUUCCUGGGGGCGAACUACCCGUUCUACGUCAGCGUGCGGCGUGGGCGUGCGUCCGAGGAUGAGGCCGAUCUUGAGGCAGACUGCGUGUACCUCGCCGACACACCCUACGGCUGCGACGCGGCCAUCUUUGACCUCAAGGUGGACGGUUACAUCAAGCAGCGCCUCGCGUACUCGCUCGUGGCUGACCCAUUGCAGAUGCCCAUGUGGUUCCUGCCAACGGACUACCCACACUAGGUGUGGUUACGGAUGGAGAUACUUUUGUUUCUAAAAAAAUAUCAUGCUUUUUUUUUAGUUAAAAUGUGCCUAAGAUUUAGUUCCGAAUCAGAAGUUACAUCAGAGUUGGUGCUAUACAAGCAGGUGUGAGUUAGAUAGAGCUACGUGUUAGGCUCAUGUAAACCCAGAUCAGCUUCACAAAAUUUAGGGAGUCGUUGUAGUUGUAACCAUAAG